AUGUCUGACUCUGAAGACGUCACUGAUACGGAAAAUGGUCUAGCAAGGAAGCAAGUAGUAGGAUAUGGCUACGAGUCAGAUUCCGAAGCCAAUCUCUCCGAUGAUUCAGAGAGUUCCUCAAAAGCUGUUGAGCUGAAGGAAGCACCUAAGGAUGCGAUAAGUGAAGAAGAUGAAGACGAUAUGUUUGCCAGUGAUGACGAAACUCAAAAAAAGAUCGAGAAUUUAGAUGAUGAAGAGACAGAUGCUUUUGAUCUCGAUAAAUUUGAACUCGAAAACCAACCCACUCUGGGUGAUGGUGAUAAUGAAAAUUCGGGAGCUAAAGAUGAAAUCGAAUUAGAGGCAUUCAGUUUGAGAAAGGAGGUUGAAGAUGGAGAAUUCAACGACGGAUCUACCUAUGCCAAAGCAACAAGAGAUGAUGAUGAAGAAUUCUGGAUGGAAGGGCUCGAAAAGAGUGAUAUAGCAAAGGCAAAGAUAGCACAAGAGCUCCAGGAUCGCAAAAAAGCAGAUACCAAGCAACUACGAUCGAAAGAUGUACUUAUCGGCGCACUCAUUGAUUUGCUUGAGCCAUCUGAAACCCCUUAUGAGGCGUUGAGUAGGCUACGCCCUGCCAAAUCCAAGCGAAGCAAACGUACUAAUGACAGCAUAGAGAACGAAAAGAAACGCAAAUCCCAGGUUUUUGAGCUCACGGAUAUAUGCGAGACAUUGCUCAACUCCUACAACACAUCGCAGAUAUAUGAAGUGAGCCGCGAGCAGCUCAUGAGAGCUUUCAAGCAGUUAUCCGGAAGAGAACAUGAAACAAGGGGUACCAAAAGGUCCGCUGAUGAGGCAGAGAUCUCACAAGAGCACCAGGCUGACCACAGUGAGGCUGAGGAUGACGAUAAUGACCCGAAGAUUUGGGAAUUCCGCUGGAUCGGUGAACAAGAUAUCAACGGGCCAUAUACAACAUACGAAAUGAGAUACUGGGUUGACAAUUAUUUCGAGAAUAAGGCAGAAGCUCGCAAAUGUGGCGAGGAUGCCUUUUUACAUAUCUCGGAAUUGGAUUUUGCGGACGAAUCUUAA
Messenger RNA from Australozyma saopauloensis, 1059 nucleotides. RefSeq names its product U5 snRNP complex subunit. Gene Ontology annotation, molecular function: protein binding. Bases 1 to 1059 code for a protein of 352 amino acids. The transcript has a single exon. The record is from RefSeq and is a predicted model, not a curated record. Gene Ontology annotation, cellular component: U5 snRNP. Lineage: Eukaryota; Fungi; Ascomycota; Pichiomycetes; Serinales; Metschnikowiaceae.